AUGCCGUCUUGCUCUGUUAAAUGGUUUCCAAGAGAUAAAGAUCUGUGUCAGAAAUGGAUUGACGCCGUUCGUCUUGAACGACAUGACCCCUGGUGGAAUUCUACUAAGGCGUCCAGAAUAUGCUCCAUUCAUUUUAAAAAAGCGGAUAUGAUAUCCACUCCCUGUAAAGUCAAUGUACUUACCAAAUCCGCAGUACCAAUUUGUACGAUGGUGUGGUAUGACAAUGAUAAUGAUGAAUCGUCCAAUUUAUCACUUCCUACAGAAAAUAUAAACCUCAAUGACAAUACAACAAAGGCAGACGAACUAAAAGAAUCUAAUCCAAAAGUGCUUGAACAGGCAAAUACUAACGUAUCUGAUGAAAACGGUCCACGCCAAGAGCCAGUUAAGGUCUUCGAUAUAUUAGCAGAAUCCAAAAAGCAACGCUUGAACGACAGUCAAGAGAGAGAGUUAACAAAUGAGAGAACAUCAUCAGAACAAGAAAAUAAAGACCAAGAGAAAUCCAUCGAUAUGACAGAAUUUAUAAAAUUUAAUACAAAAGAUACGUGUGUAAAACUAAAUGAUACUACUAGUAUUAUAUUGAAAGAUGUCAAUGAGACAUCAAUCAAUACAUGUCAGGUGCCAAAUUCGAAUACAAGUGAAACAAAAGACGAAGUUGAAAAAUUUAAAUUACUAGAAAAUAACGAAUCUAAGGAUGAUAGUAGCGAUGAACCAAAAACAGAUUUGUAUUCAGGCGAGAUACAACAGAUUGAUUUAAAAUCCACUUUCAUUGGAAAAAUAUUAAAAACUUAUUUACCGAAAAGGAAGUUUAAGAAAUCGCGUCAAAAAAAUAUUCCACAAAUAUGUAAAGACAAUGACGAAAAGAAAUCGAUGGAUAUGAAAAUUGACAAUAAUGAUUUAAUAAAUCCUGUGUUUAAUGAAACAGAAAUUGAAAUACGAGAUAUUUCAACUUAUAAUACUGAAACGCCUGUUGAAAUAAUAGAUAAAAAUAACAUAAUCUUCUCUGAAGAUUGUUUAGUUAAUAAUGUGAAUGUAGACGAUGGAAAGAAAUCACGGAGAAUAAACUUCGAUGACAUACAUAUAGACAUUGUUGGAAAACAACAAAAAAUCAUAGACAAGGAAUCCAUUAACGACCUUCGUAAUGUAUCGAUGGAAAAUAUGUGUGUUCAAACAAGCAGAGAAAUUUCCAUAGAAACAAACUUGAGCAAUAAUAAUGAUAUGAAAGAUUCAAAUACACAUUUAAUUUUGGAUUUAGACACUCAGCUUUAUACAGAAACCAAUACGGUUGAUAAUAUUAUAGACAUAAAAGAAUGCUGCGAAUUAACUAAUGAACAGAAUAAUCAAUUAAAUGGUGUUACUGAAACAGCACUAAUAACAGAAUUAAUAGAUGCUAAUGAGAGUACACCACUGAGGAGUGACGUAAAUACUUUGUCACAUGUAAACGAAAUAUCAUUGAUAAAUAUAUCUGAUCCUAUACAACAGAAGAAUGAUUUAAUUUUAGAAUCAGAAUAUGAAAUACAUACUGAUUUUGAUAAUAAUGCACCAGAAUCCCAGCAAAAUAAUGAUAUUUUGAAUGACACUAAAUUUCCUACGAAAAAUGACCUUUUUAACACACGAACAUCGGAAAAUAUCAAUAUUGGUUUGGAGAAUUUACAAUUUGCAGUGAAACUCAAUUCUACAUUGAACGAAUUUGAUCUUAAAAAGGGAGACCAAUAUGGUGAAUCAUCUUUAAACAAUAGUAAAUUAGAAGCCAUCAGGCAAUUAGGUGCAUCAACAAUUGAUAAAGAAAGAAUGAAUUUGUUAACAAAGGAUGUUAGAGUAAACGUUAAUGAUUACGAGGAAGGAGAUUUAGAACAGCAAAUAAUUCUACAACAAGAUGUCCUAACAUCAAAAGAAAAUGAGAGAAACAAUGUUAUUGUAAAUAAUUUAAUAUGGGAAAAAAGCCAAGAAGAAAGGGUUCUAUCAGCCUCAAUGAAAUUCAAUAAUUACAGCCAUUGUGAAAAUAAUUAUGCAAUACAGAGUAACGACCGGUCUGAUAGACAACUUUCAGAGUUAUGCAACGUUGAUAACAAUAAAACUCAUAAUGAAACUUACUUCCCGGAGUUACUGAAACAUUUAACAGCUAAACCUAAAAUGAAUUCACUCGUAGACUUAUGUACGAAUUCGUUAACAGAAGUUGAUAAAAAAAUAUUUUCAAAAUAUGGUAAUAUGGCACUUGUUAAUAAAAAAAGAUUGCAAGACAUAUAUGGAUAUAACGGCGAAGAAUUAUAUAGAAAUAUUGACUCAGAUAACGAUGCAUCCACUUUAUCAGAGAAUAAUAUGAAGGAAAGUGAAGGAGAAAAAUUUAAUUCUGUUACUGAUUCGAAUUUGGAUGACAGUAUGGAAUUAAUAAAUGAUUUGGAUCCAAGCAUUGCGGAACAAAUAUUAAAUGAUGAAACUAUAACAAGUAGCAACAACUUAAUAGAAGCUGUUGAUACACAAUUAAAAGAUGAAAACAUCAUUACUAGCGCGUUAGGAGAACUAAUUCAAAAUGAAAUAUUAACGAUCCCAGAAGAUACAAUCGUUAAAAUUAAUGAAAAUAUUACUGAAGGACUAACAAAUAAAGAUUUAGGAAAGCUGUGUGGUAAAUUUGGGUUAGAUUUUGAAAAUGCGUCACCAAUAACUGGAAUAACCGAAGAAAACAUCGCAGACGAAGAUAUACAAGUUAUAGAAAGUAACUUGGACAUUGAUAAAGAAAACACUUCAGAAUUUGAUUUCAGUUUACUGUUAGAAGAUUCAUUACCAGAUACUGAAUCUGACAAUCCUGAUGAUAACUUUGAUUGUAAUGAAAAAAAUUCUCCCGCGGACUUGAUGGAUUUAGCCACAGUAGAUAUACCUGAAUCGAUAGAUGGCAUUUUAGAUGAAGAGGGCUCAUUGUUCUCAAAUUUGGAUUUAUUGGAAAAUAGUAGUCUUGAUUCAAAUGAAGAACUGAAGACAGGACGUAAUGAACUUAAUGGGACAAAAAAUUAUGAAGAACCAUUGUCGCUGCCAAAUUGUGAGGAAUUAAAAGAAUGUUCAUCAAUAGAAAAUAUUAGCUUAAUGGAAAAAGAACCACAUAUUGAUUCUAAAGCAAAACGACUUGUCGAGCGGUUAAUCAAUGCCAGUACCAAAUUGAAUUUAAAUACAGUAGAACAAUCUACACAGCAAUUUGCGGGAAAGUGCUGUGUUUCAUUAAAAGAGUUAUAUAACGAAACACUUGAACAAUACAGGAUUAACUUAAAAAGUAUCAAAAAACACAUUUUAGAUGAGUGUUACGACAAAAAGAUAAAAGAGAAUGUUAGCAGCUCAACUGGUCAACAGUUUAAGUCUUUUCCGUUAAAUGAAACUGUUCCUAGCGAUGAUCCUCCAGAUUUACGAGGUAUAGAAUUUGAAAAUGAUAUCAAUUUACUUCAAAAAAUAAAUGAUUCCAGUAUUCGUGGAGCUCGCGAGCUUCAAGGUCAGAAAAAUGAAGAGAUAAUUGAUGAGUUGGUUGACCUCGGUGAUAUUCUUUUUAAAAAUAACAUUACACCUUUUAGUAUGGAAUUAGAAGAUCAAAGUAGCCAAUUAAAAAGUCUUCAAAUUCAUAAAAAUGAUCCUAUUGAAAUAAACUUAAUAAAUAACCAGAAAAAUCUAUGCGAAUUAGAACAAGAGAAAGAACUAUUUAAUGAUGAAGAUGUUAAUAUGUCAAAUAUUGAUGAAAUCCUUGACGAAAUCUGUAGUGAACAAUGCUUAGAAGCAGAAAAAGAAUUAUUAGAUCAAAUCGAGGAGCAUAAAAGCAAUAAUAAUAAUAAAAUUACAAAUAUUGAACCAAACUUAAGGGAAAACAGUAACCGCAUCUUGAAAGAUCUUUAUAAUAAAAGUGUUGAUAUGUCGGGAAGUUUAAUAAAAGAUAAACAUAAUGCUUCUGUGGGAUGUGAUUCUACUAAAAUAAGCUCUGAAACAGGGAGACGGCUCAGUGUGGAAAAACUUAAAAGAGAAAUAUUUAAUCAAUGUUUCAGUUCUGAAUGUGGGAAUACUUGUAAGAAUGGGCAUCACAAUACAACAAAAAACAAAAUCUCACAAUUUAAUACGCACAAUAUUGAAAUUGCUAAUAACUUUGACAUUAAAAAGCAAUUCAGAAACAAGCAAAAACAUAGUUCAUUAUAUAGAAAACAACCUAAUACGAAUAAACAAAAAAAUAAGCCAACCAACUUAUCACCCAGUAAAGAGAAAAUAAAAUUAAAAUAUAAGGAGUUCAGCAUUGAUUUACUUAAAGGUCAAUGUUUUGAAUUUAGUCAAAAAGGAAUUGAAGAUGAGUCUGAUUUAAACCAGAAGAAAAUAAAGAGGAAGUGUAAUGACCCAAGUUUGGAGUCAAGGAAGAUUCAAUGCACGGAAUCCUUGAUCGAAGAAAAUGAAUGUGGUCAGUCAAUAGAGCUAACUCUCAAGAAAAACGAUUCUCCUGACACCAACAUGCAAGACAGCGACUGUAGUACAUUAAAGGAACUUGAGGCGGAAUGUCCAAAUUGUGGAUUUGUUACUAAUGACGACGACGUCGACCUAAGUAUCAAAGAACCACUAACAGUGAUAAAUAAAGGUAUGUUAUUGAGUAACAUGGAAAAGAGAAGUAAUGAAAAUGACGGCAACAAAAAUGUACCUCUACGAUCAGUAUACGCGAUGGAACUCGCAUACAUCACCGCAAUACAAGCGUUACAAAGAAAAUUGAAAAAAAAGAUGGCUGUGUGUGAUUAUAGACUAAGGAAGAUGAAUAAUCUGGCUCAAAUUAAUAAUAGAUUAAUUAAAGACAAUAUAUCAUUAAAAUGUAAAACAAAACUUAUUCAGAAUAAAAUAUAA
Messenger RNA from Danaus chrysippus (African queen), 4845 nucleotides. The record is from the annotation of a GenBank genome assembly. NCBI's taxonomy places the organism in Eukaryota, Metazoa, Arthropoda, Insecta, Lepidoptera, Nymphalidae.